AGUCAUCGUUUGAUUGGUGUCUGUGAAACAUGUCUGGAAGAGGCAAAGGCGGUAAAGGACUCGGGAAAGGAGGCGCUAAGCGUCACCGUAAAGUUUUGCGCGAUAAUAUCCAGGGAAUCACCAAACCCGCUAUCCGUCGUCUGGCUCGCCGCGGCGGGGUCAAGCGCAUCUCCGGGCUGAUCUACGAGGAGACCCGCGGAGUGUUGAAGGUGUUUCUGGAGAACGUGAUCCGCGAUGCCGUCACUUACACCGAGCACGCCAAGAGAAAGACCGUCACCGCCAUGGAUGUUGUGUACGCGCUGAAGAGACAGGGACGCACCCUGUACGGCUUCGGGGGAUAAACGUCUGAAAUCAGGAGAAACUACUCAAACCCAACGGCUCUUUUAAGAGCCACACACUCUGACACAUAAAGAGUCUUGCCACAUAAGUGUUAAAGA
This is a messenger RNA of Rhinichthys klamathensis goyatoka, 437 nucleotides long. Its product is annotated as histone H4. Gene Ontology annotation, biological process: nucleosome assembly. The record is from RefSeq and is a predicted model, not a curated record. Gene Ontology annotation, molecular function: protein heterodimerization activity; DNA binding; structural constituent of chromatin. The transcript has a single exon. The coding region runs from base 30 to 341 and encodes 103 amino acids. Gene Ontology annotation, cellular component: nucleosome. Lineage: Eukaryota; Metazoa; Chordata; Actinopteri; Cypriniformes; Leuciscidae.